GGCUUGGCGCCGCUUUGUCCGCGUCAGCUCAGCUCGUGACUGCGGGGGGGGGGGGAAGGCCCAGCUCGUCUUUUCUUCUCCGCGGCGUCACGGCUGCGAUGCGGAACCGCAGCCGGCGAGUCGAACCGGUCCAGAUCGAGGAGGGGAAGGCCGCGGAGGCUCCGGUCCAGCGACGUCGGGCUCGCGGACGUCAUGCCGCUGGGAGCUAACCGCUAACCGCUAGCCGCUAGCAGCCGAGUUAUGAGCGGCGGCGGCGGCGGACGAGGACGAGGCGCCAUCGGUCGCCGCAUCAAGAACCUGCUCAGGUCCCCGUCCAUCAAGCUCACGGGGCGGGGCCGAGAAUGGCGUCAUCGCAUCGGCGACAAGGUGACCUUGGAGAAGGUUCUGGGCAUCACGGCGCCCGGCAACCGAGCUCUCUCAUGUGACCCGCGGAGCGGCAUCUUGGCGUAUCCGGCCGGGUGCGUGGUGGUCCUGCUGCAUCCUCGCAAGAACAAACAACGUCACAUCUUGAACGCGACGAGAAAGACCAUCACGACGUUGGCCUUCUCAUCCGACGGCAAGCACCUGGUCACGGGCGAGAGCGGCCACGUGCCGGCCGUGCGCGUGUGGGAGGUGUCGAGCGGCGCGCAGGUGGCCGCGCUCCAGGAGCACAAAUACGGCGUGGCCUGCGUGGCCUUCUCGCCCGACACGAAGUACGUCGUCAGCGUCGGCUACCCGCACGACAUGAUGGUCCACGUGUGGAACUGGAAGAAAGGCGCCGUGGUGGCGGCCAACAAGGUGUCGAGCAAGGUGACGGCCGUGUCCUUCUCGCACGACUCGUCCUACUUUGUGACCGCUGGGAAUCGCCACGUCAAGUUUUGGUACCUGGACCACGGCAGGACCUCCGAGGCCGGCGGCGCCGUGCCGCUGCUGGGGCGUUCGGCGUUGCUGGGAGAACUGAAGAACAACUUCUUCUGCGACGUGGCGUGCGGUCAAGGCCAGCGGGCGUCCUCCACCUUCUGCAUCAGCACGUCGGGCCUCCUGGUGGAGUUGGACCGGCGCCGCGCGCUCCACAAGUGGGUGGAGCUACGCCGAGUCGACUCCGCCCCCGCCUCGCAGGCCACGUGUCUGUGCGCGACGGCCGAGCUGAUCUUCUGCGGCUGCUCGGACGGCGCCGUGCGCGCCUUCAGCCCGCACACGCUCCGCUUCCUGUGCACGCUGCCCCGCCCCCACUUCCUGGGCGCCGACGUCGCGGCCGUGACGGACGUCAGUCGUCUGUUCUGCGUUCGUCCCGGCGUCCGUUACCCGGACACGGUGGCGCUGACCUACGACCCGAGCGGCGGUUGGCUGACGUGCGUGUACAGCGACCACAGCGUGUACGUGUGGGACGUGGGCGACCUGAAAGAGCCGCGCCGGGUGGGCAAGCUCUACUCGGCGCUCUACCACGCCUCCUGCGUGUGGAGUUUAGAGGUCUUUCCCGAAGACGGGGGCGACGCGGGGAAGGCGGCGCUCCCGCCCGGAUGCUUCCUGUCGUGCUCCUCGGACAACACCAUACGUGUGUGGAACGUGGAUGCUCGCCGCUUCCCCGACAACGUCCUCAGCCAGGACCUGCGCAAGGUCAUUUACGUAGACAACAACCCGUCCAGCCUCCUGGACGCCGAGAGCGUCUCGGUCGCCGCAAACGGCGACAAGGCGGGGCCGACGACCCCCGAGGCGCCGCCCGCAGACCGGAGCCGCUCGGGCAUUCGCUCCCUGAGAAUCAGUCCCGACGGGCGCCACCUGGCCUCGGGUGACCGUGUGGGCGUUCUCAGGGUACACGACGUGAACACGAUGGAGGAGAUUCUCAACGUCCAAGCUCACGACGGCGAAAUUCUUUCUCUCGACUUCUCGCCGAGUGACACAGGUGUGCAGUUUCUGGCCACGGCCAGUCGCGAUCGCCUGAUCCACGUGUUGGACGCGGCGUCCGACUACCGACUGGUCCAAACUCUGGACGAGCACUCGUCCUCCAUCACCGCCGUCAGAUUCGCAGCCGACGAGGGCAAAGUGCGCCUGAUCAGCUGCGGCGCCGACAAGAGCGUCUACUUCCGCACCGGCCGGCAGACGGGCGGCGGCGGCGGCAUGGAGUUCGCGCGGACGCAUCACGUGGUGAGGAAGUGCACGCUGUACGACAUGGACGUGGAGCCCGGCAGGAAGUACGCCGCCGUCGCUUGCCAGGACCGCAGCAUCAGGAUCUUCAACAUCGGCAGCAGCAAACAGAAGAAAAUCUUCAAAGGAUCUCGGGGAGAAGACGGAACGCUCAUCAAGGUGCAGAUCGACCCGUCGGGUCUCUACGUCGCCGCUUCCUGUUCGGACAAGAGCAUCAACAUCUUUGAUUUCCACUCUGGCGAGUGGGUGGCCGCCAUGUUUGGACACUCAGAGGUCGUCACGGGUCUGAAGUUCAGCGGCGACUGCACGCGCGUCAUCAGCGUGUCGGGCGACAGCUGCGUCUUCGUUUGGCGUCUGAGUCCCGAGAUGACCCUGCGCAUGCGCCGACGUCUGGCCGAGCGGCGGACCGGGAACCCGGGAGAGGCGCGGCCCCCUCGCGUCGUCGCCGCGUCGUCCGACAGCGACGGGGAAGAGGACGACGAGGACGGGGAGGAGGGAGCGGCCGAGGCGUCGCCCGAGCGCAACGGGUCCGCGCCAGACGGGCGACUGCGCAGCCGCCGCCGCCGCCGCCGCUGGGCUACGAAUUCGUGCGGCGGUCACGACGUCGCCGAGGUGACGUCCAUGUUGGACCUGAGACUGCUGGACUCGUUUUGCUGGCGCGACGACGACCGGACGCCCCCUUUUGACGACAACGGUCCCUCGCCGUGCUGGACGAAGGAGGCGGGGCUUCACAGGGCCCAUCGGCAGACGGGAAGUCGCCUCAGUCUUCAGGUGGAGCACUCGGAGGCGCUGGCCAAUCCCAGGCCGGACGUCACCUCGCCGCCGCGGUUUCCUGACCAAUGGGAGGACGGCGUGAGCCCGAGCAGCCGCUCGGAGGCGAAGGGCGGCGGGGAGGACAAACCCAGUCCGGACAGCGGCUGCUCGCUCAGGUUCAACUCCAGAACGUCCAGUCUUGACGCGGCGGAGACGGCCAAAGACCCGGUGCCGACGGAUCACCUCAGCAGCAGCAGCAGCAGCGACGACUCUCCGGACGAGGACGCCGGACCCGUCCCGCGGACUCCGGACCAGGAGGCCUUCGUAAAGAAGCACUUUUCCGCACUGGCCGACGUGGCGGCUGGACCCGCGCCGACGGCUCACAGCUCCAACGAGAGCCUCAGCAUGUCUUCCAGGUUCCUCUACCAGAACUCUGCUGCUAGCCGGGUCAUCCUGAAGUCAGAAGAUAUCGAGACAAAGUCUCAAGUGCUGUCCGAGGUUCGGAACCAGGGCCCGAGUCCGCCGUGGACUCUGGACCAAGAUCGACAAACAAGAACUUGUCAGCCAGAGAAUGAGGAACGGAACCCGGAGGCCUCCCGCGGGUUGAAGGAGUCGGACCUCGGGAGGUUGACGGGAGGUCCAGGUGGUGCGACCCCUCACCGUCCCACCUCGCUCCCCUCGGCCCCCCGCCGCGCUCCCGCCGCGGCGCCACCCCCUCCGGAUCCGGGGUGGCCCCGGCCCAGGAGGUGCCCGUCCCCCUCGGCCGGGGGUCCGCGCUCCUACAUGAGUCCCACCGCCAGCUCCGCCGCCAAAAUGUCCCGCUCCGCCUCGCUGGGCGACGCCCUCAACCGGGCGGGACUGACGGCCUUUCCCUCGCCGGGUUGCCAAGGUAACCGGGCCGUCCUCCCGCCGCCCGACAAACCUUCGGUAACGGCCGUCGGGACCCGACCUCAAGACGACGCAGAAAAAGGCGCAAAUUGUGAAUUGCGGGGUAGAGCGGAAGGCGUUGGCCCCCUCCUGCCUCCCGACACGUCCCGUCAUCAAUUGGACUCGCCCGCCAGCGUUGAGUCCUGCCGAGCGUUGACCGAUCAGAUGCUGAGCUGCUUCAAGCGGGCCACCCGUCUCUACAGGGAGGUGAGCAACGCUUGUCCGGAAGACACCCCCGAAGGGGGUCAGAUGGCCUCCAUCCUAUCAGAAGCCCUCGAGGCAAUGAGGGCGGAGCUCCGGCUCCUGCCGUUGGGACCCGGCGGGGGGGCCCUGGCGGGGGCAGCCGACCGCGACAGGACGGCGGCCCUCCUGGAGGAGUACUCCACGCUGCUGUUGCAGGCCGUCCGCAGGAAGCUGCGACCCCCCAAGGACGGCGCGCCAUCGCCACCGUCUUCAACCGCAAUUUGAAUGAAACUUUAUUGACGUUGUUGCCUGUAACCAUGGAAACAAGGGACGGUUGCUUCACAGUUGACCUCCAAGCACGUCACGUGACUUUUUGGAGCUCUUUCAAUAAAUGUUUGCGCCGACGUCCGCUUGCGUUAGCAU
Syngnathoides biaculeatus (alligator pipefish) is the source of this 4410-nucleotide messenger RNA. RefSeq names its product mitogen-activated protein kinase binding protein 1 (gene mapkbp1). Lineage: Eukaryota; Metazoa; Chordata; Actinopteri; Syngnathiformes; Syngnathidae. Bases 241 to 4272 code for a protein of 1343 amino acids. Gene Ontology annotation, molecular function: protein binding. The record is from RefSeq and is a predicted model, not a curated record. The transcript is spliced from 29 exons.